AUGCAAAUCUAAUAAAGAUCAAGAGCUGAUUUAAAUGACUCAAAAAUUAGGAAAAAUCAUAGCCUUUCUGAUCAAAGUGAUAUUUUAAGUGACUACCAGGAAUUCGAUAUAGAUUAGCCCUAAAGUGAGAAGAUAUCUGAUUACUAUUAAAUUCAGCGCAAUUAAACUGCUAAGCCCUCCAAGUUAGAUGAAAAAUAAUACUUUGGUUUAAAAGAAAAAUUGGCGUUAAUUGAUUUUAACAAGCUAAUGGAUGACUUAAGUAUAUAUUUUUCAAUCGCCUUAAGGUUUUUCUUGAUACUUAGUGUAUUGGCUAUUUUAACUGACUGUAUUAGAGACUACAUUAUCAAAAAAAGAAUUUCCUUAGAGCUGAUAGAAGCAGAAAGUUAAGUUAAAUUCUAAAAAGAGUAUUCAUUUGUUCUUCUAGGCUCUGAAAAUAGUGGAAAAAGUACCUUUGGCAAUCUUCUCCUAGGAUUCGAACUUUUUGAUACCAGAAAAAGUCAGUAAAGCUAAUCCCUUCCUGCAGUCAUCAUUAAUGGCACUCUUUUUGGAGAAGAUGAUGGACAAAAGAUAAGAGUUAUCGAUAGCUAGGGUCAUGAAAAUCAGGAUUAAAAAGAUUUCGAAAAUGCUUCCAAACUAAUCUAUCUGUUAAAGAAGAAUCCCAUUCAUAAUGCUUUAAUUUAUGUUCUUGAAAUUUAGAAUUUAAUCUCUGAGAAUUCUCUUAAUGAAUUGAGGUUGAGAUUCUAUAAAAGUGCUUUCAAAGAUUUUCUCAAAAAUACAAUAUUUGUUGUAUCAAAAUGGAGUUUCCAUUAGAAUCACACUGAUUAAAGAGCAAAAGAAAAUAUUGAUCUAAAUGAAGUCUAUUAGCUGCUACAAAAAUUAUUGGUGGCAGUUGGAUUUGAGAAUCCCAAUCCCACUGUUUAUUUCAUAGAUUCAUUUUAUGAUCCAGAAGAUUAGUUAUAGAAAGGAAUGUUUAACCAAAGUUUUGAAAGUUUUUGGAAUGUAUGA
This is a messenger RNA of Stylonychia lemnae, 1005 nucleotides long. NCBI's taxonomy places the organism in Eukaryota, Ciliophora, Spirotrichea, Sporadotrichida, Oxytrichidae. The record is from the annotation of a GenBank genome assembly.